This is a messenger RNA of Pteronotus mesoamericanus, 2526 nucleotides long. RefSeq names its product cAMP responsive element binding protein 5 (gene CREB5). The transcript is spliced from 11 exons. Lineage: Eukaryota; Metazoa; Chordata; Mammalia; Chiroptera; Mormoopidae. The coding region runs from base 69 to 1571 and encodes 500 amino acids. Gene Ontology annotation, biological process: regulation of transcription by RNA polymerase II. The record is from RefSeq and is a predicted model, not a curated record. Gene Ontology annotation, molecular function: cAMP response element binding; DNA-binding transcription factor activity, RNA polymerase II-specific.
ACGUGGUCCCUUCACCCGGGCUCUGCUCUUGCCUUCUCCACACUUGUUUGAUUUAUGAGGAAUCCAAGAUGAACUUGGAGCAGGAGAGGCCGUUUGUCUGCAGUGCCCCAGGCUGCUCCCAGCGCUUCCCAACAGAGGACCAUCUGAUGAUUCAUAGGCACAAGCAUGAAAUGACUUUGAAGUUUCCUUCAAUAAAAACAGACAAUAUGUUAUCAGAUCAGACUCCGACCCCAACAAGGUUCCUGAAGAACUGCGAGGAAGUGGGGCUCUUCAGUGAGCUGGACUGCUCCCUGGAGCAUGAGUUCAGGAAGGCGCAGGAGGAGGAGAGCAGCAAGCGGAACAUCUCGAUGCAUAAUGCCGUCGGUGGGGCCAUGGCGGGGCCCGGAGCUCACCAGCUCGGCAGCACGCGGAUGCCCAAUCAUGACACCAGCGUUGUGAUUCAGCAAGCCAUGCCGUCUCCCCAGUCCAGCUCUGUCAUCACACAAGCCCCUUCCACCAAUCGCCAGAUCGGGCCUGUCCCAGGCUCUCUAUCUUCUCUGCUACACAUCCACAACAGACAGAGACAGCCCAUGCCAGCCUCCAUGCCUGGGACCCUGCCCAACCCUACGAUGCCCGGAUCUUCCGCCGUCCUCAUGCCAAUGGAGAGACAAAUGUCAGUCAACUCCAACCUCCUGGGAAUGCAGGGCCCAACUCUCAGCAACCCCUGUGCUUCUCCUCAAGUCCAGCCGAUGCAUUCGGAAGCCAAAAUGAGGUUGAAGGCUGCGUUGACUCACCACCCUGCUGCCAUGUCAAACGGGAACAUGAACACCAUGGGACACAUGAUGGAAAUGAUGGGCUCCCGGCAGGACCAGACGCCGCACCAUCACAUGCACUCACACCCACAUCAGCACCAGACACUGCCAGCCCAUCACCCCUACCCGCACCAGCACCAGCACCCAGCGCACCAUCCCCAUCCUCAGCCCCAUCACCAGCAGAACCACCCGCAUCAUCACUCCCACCUCCAUGCACACCCGGCACAUCACCAGACCUCGCCCCACCCACCCCUGCACUCCGGCAACCAAGCACAGCAGGUUUCACCAGCCACGCAACAGAUGCAGCCCACUCAGACAAUACAGCCGCCCCAGCCCACUGGGGGGCGCCGGCGAAGGGUGGUGGAUGAGGAUCCAGAUGAGAGGAGGCGGAAAUUUCUGGAACGGAACCGGGCAGCCGCCACCCGCUGCAGACAGAAGAGGAAGGUCUGGGUGAUGUCACUGGAAAAGAAAGCUGAAGAACUCACCCAGACAAACAUGCAGCUUCAGAAUGAAGUGUCCAUGUUGAAAAAUGAGGUGGCGCAGCUGAAACAGUUGUUGUUAACGCAUAAAGACUGCCCAAUAACAGCCAUGCAGAAAGAAUCGCAAGGAUAUCUAAGUCCGGAGAGCAGCCCUCCCGCGAGCCCCGUCCCAGCCUGCUCCCAGCAGCAGGUCAUCCAGCAUAAUACCAUCACCACGUCCUCGGCGGUCAGCGAGGUGGUAGGAAGCUCCACCCUCAGCCAGCUCACCACUCACAGAACAGACCUGAACCCGAUUCUCUAAAAAUCAGGGGUCACACCUUGCCUCCAAGAAGAGCUGCCGCGUACCAUGCGUCCUUUCUUUUAAGGGCAUUUUUAGAAUUAACUCAGACCUGGAAGACUCCUCAGUUCUUCAAAGACUGGCUUUCAUUUUUAUAGUUAUUAUGGAAAUGUUGUCUUUUAUACUUAGUUAUAUAAGAAAAAAAGGGAGUUAUGCAAUUAAUAUCUAUCAGCUUGGGAAAUGCUUUGGUGCUUUUCUCCAGUUCUCUGGUACCGGUUACUUGUUUGUAAACUGAACUGUUUUCUGUAUAUAGUCAUGGUUUCAUUCUUGUCAGUCCUACCCUUUGCCUGGAACAUUGAAUCUUGUUAAACUGCAGCUUUUAGCCAAAAUGAGGCAUACUUAAUUGUCAGCAGAAGCAAGGGGACUGGGUGAGAAGCCUGAUGACAUCACAACACGUGUUGUGCUGUGAUGUCACCAGAAUCCCAGACGAACACAGAGCCUUUCCGCAACUUUGUUUCUCUUACUAUGAAAAAUCUGAAGAUCCACUGAUGUCCAAAAAGAGCCGCCAGGCAUCCCCCUCCUGCUCCUCUUGGUCCGCUUCCUCAAAUGCCUGAGUCCUCGCUCCAUUUCUACUCUUUCCUGGGCUCCCUGUUGAUGCUUCAUUUUUACCUUCUUCUUUUCUCUUUUCCCCCCUUAGCAUUGCAUGUAAAGAAGAAAAUAAUAUUUAAAGAAAAAUAAAAGCAAACCUCAGAAACGUGGGCCUGGCCAUUGCUUUCCUUGCCCUUGACCCACAGCUGGAGUUCAUUCAACCUUGCUUUUCACAAAAUAGUAACCAGAAGACGUUUAAUGUGCCUGAUUUAAUGUUUUUAAUAAUCAGAGCAAAGAAAAGGUGGCUUAGCCAUCGGUGAAGCACCGUUGAAGGCCAGCUGUGGAGACACCAGGGAAGGGUGCUGUGUGAGCCUCCAUUGUGAAUGUCCGA